Molecule: messenger RNA, 3911 nt
Organism: Amoebophrya sp. A25
Lineage: Eukaryota; Dinophyceae; Syndiniales; Amoebophryaceae
Source: the annotation of a GenBank genome assembly
CUUCUGCACCGAAGGGGACGGCCACUUCGUCUGGGCUGUCAAAUGGUGGCACCACAGAAGAAGCAGAGCCUCCGAGUGGCGGAGAUGCGACUCCUGUGUCGACUUCCUUUGUACAACGAUCUUCAGGACGAGGGCCAGGUCCAUCAAUAGCAGAGACACAAGUUGUUCAUGACGAAUCCAUUGAGGAAGCUGCUGAUGCAGAGGGAGUAAUAACACCACGAAACCAAGCGCAAGCCCUGUUAUUUACAACCAGUGCAGGAAAGCGAGGAUUUUUGCUUCCAGUGCCAACAUUAAGGCUACUGCUGACGCAUCCUCAACGCCAUCCUUGGCUUCUUUUUCAAGGGGAAAAGGGGCUCAGGGAUGGGCUCAAGGAUGCGACGCGGUCGGUCUAACAGCACGUGAUGAAAUUCUUACGGCACAUGAGAGAAACCUCCAAGCCUGCCUAAUCCUCGCCAUAGGAACUAUGAUCGCUUGGUAUGGGAUCACGCAAGCAGUGCGAGCAUACAAAAUGACGGACAAGUGCAGAGAACUCAUGUUAUGUAGAGUUGGAUACUACUACAAUAUUCACGGAUAAGUGCAGAGAAGAACUCAUGCUAUGUGCCUACUAGUACAUGAUCUACAUGCUUAAGUAGAUUGUAACUACUGCAGAGAGCUCAGGUUAUGUACCGUGGCUGUGGCUUACUAAAACUCAACAUCAACAUCUACAUGCUCUACGACAUUUGAGAUGUAGUCUCCUUAUUUUCCAAAUAUAAUACGAGUCGAUACAACGUUUCAUCUGUCGCAAUCAUCUUCCCUAGUUUCUAUCGUACCCCAUCACCACCGCUUUCUAAGAUCCCGUCGAUUUGGGUUUUUCGAGUACGCUGAGAAUGGAGCAACGAAAGAGGAGAAGGCGCGAUGUAUGCGCUUGAUUCUGAGUCACUCGAGUAAAGAUUUGUCGAGCAUUGUUGCGGACUUGCGACACGUUCCAGGGCAAGUCCUUUGCGCUUCUAUUCUGGUCGGCGCGUUGCUGAUUACAACGGUGGACUUCCGUGUUGUGAACUACUCGAAAGUAGUGGAUGGCACGACGAUACUGGAUGUGAUCGUGAAUACGUUGAGGAAACUAUCUUUGCUGGCGUUAGUGGCGAUCCUGUUCGUGCCUCUGCCGAAAAACACGGAACUCUGGACCAUGGACCCAGACAGCUGGCAUCCGAAACAGCUGACGCCGACAGAGACACGCGCGGGCAUCAGGGAACGCAAUGUAGUUAAGGGAAUAUCUAAUUAGGGAAAAAUGCAUCUCGUGCGAAGUUGUCUGUCAUGAUCUGCAAGCUCAAUAAGUCAAGGUCUUCUAGAAGAAGAAAUCCGCAAGAAAUGAAUUUUGAUUCGAACAAAGAAAUGACUUUUUUUCCUAGACCUCUUCGCUUCUAAUACAGAGGCCUUCACGCAGCAUCAGUUCCACUGCACGGCGGCAAUGCUCUCAGCAUUUCUGACACCUAUGAAUUUGCUGGUCCUCAUUGUGGAUUUCGUCGAGUUCGGAACCGGUGCGCCAAACUUCUAUAAGAACGGACACCCGCAAGCGGACAAGAGAGGCUCCUUUCGCGCACUGAUGAUCGAACAAGAUGAUGAUAAUCUUCAUGCUAUUGCUAGUACUAGUAGUAGUGCAUCGUGGUCAUCUUCAACGACGUUCAGUCGUCCAGACAUCUGUCGCGUGGCGACGUGGACGAUUUCUCAGCCAGGAAAAUUAUGGAGCGACAUCCUGUUCUGCUGGGUCCCGACCCCUUGGGUGUGGUUUGCGAUAUCCGUUGUACGAGUCAUUGUCGUAUUGCUCAAUUUUCACACGGCGCACCGAGUAAUGUUCCAUAUAGGGCAGGCGCGUGUCGGCCACGCCGCGACGAUGAGGAGCUUCAGAUCCGAGAUCUGUUUCUUCAAAACGAACCUGCGGGACUGCAUUCUAGCGGCCAUUGUUAAGGCUACCGCUGCUGGAGCAUCGCCUCAACACCAUCAUCCUUGGUUCAUCUUUCGCUACUUAUAAUGAUGGAGCCAAGGAGGCAGUCAGGGAUGCGAGGACCACGGUAGCGCUAAGAUUGCCGGCCUCUUUGCACCCUACGCCAGCUACGACUCCUAUGCCUACAACUACUACGUCCAGCACGAGAAGAUGAAAAUGGUGGAUCAUUUCCUCGACACUACCAGAAGUAGUACUAGUGGCGAUGCUUCAUCAACAGCGGACAACAUGAUUAUCGAAAGCAGCACUUUUACCUCUUCAGCAGAUCAUCCACCGGCAACUUCGUCUUCGCAGUGGAUGAUUACGGGGUCGCGCGGCCGCUUCUCCUUUCUACUGCAUUGGAACAUGUUGCAGAAUUUGAUCACACGAACCGUGAUUCUGAUUAUUGCCGCUUUCGCCCUGAUCGACACGAUUGCGUUUUGGUUGUCCCGACGAUUCUCCAUGGCCCGGAACGACUUUGAUUACACAGACGAGGAAUUGGCAAACCUCUUUGACGAAAGUUGGGUCCCCAAUGAAGAGAAGAUGGAAAAAAUGAUAUUCACAGAGUUUGCGAACAAAGAAAGCACUUCGAUGACGCAAGAAGAUGAAGAAGACUUAAUAUUCAAUACUAGACAAGAAGGUGGAGAUGCAACUGGUGAAGAUGAAUCUGAAGCAACAGGUGAGGAAGGUCAAGAUGGCCACGACAACAUUCAGGCAGUGAGAAGGCCUUUGGUCAUCAACAGAACUACAGGACCUCGCGAGACACGCGGAAGUAGUAGACUUAAGGCUUGCCCUGCUUGCUCACCACGUAGUUUACAUUGGGUUCUUGUAGAGGCAUCUUUUUUGGCUUCUUUCCUCUACAAAAGGGGAGAAAUCACGUCAGAGUCAGAGACGAGACUUUCUAGGUGGGCACUUUAGUAAGAUGAAUUAGGUCGUAAAGACGAGUUUCAACAUGAAUGUAGGAGUAAGCUCUAAUCGACGCAUCAUAAUGGAUGACGAAGGGGAUGCUUUGGAUGCCCUUGAGAGCGAGAAUCAGGCCAAUCUCCUGCAGCGACAGACGCUCCGACGCGAGAGCGAGAUGUUCAGCGGAGGCGAACAUCGGAUCAGCGGCAGCCUAGUAGAGAACUAGUCGUGAAACCUCCCGUGCAGUUGUAGUUCUCCUCCACUGACUGCACUCUGGACGAACGCGAAUUCUACGACAUGCGAAACUUCUACGACGAGAAUGAGUGCUGUAAUACUCUAACGGCUCUCAUACGUAAGUAUCAAAAAGGCUCACUGCUCCACGAGUCUGAGUAAGUACCUUGUGACACUCUUGCUUCCUCUUCCUUCGAUUUAAUCGACGUGGCGCCAUAUGGGGUGCGUGCCGAGUCAAAUUCUACCGUCGAGGGUUGCCUUCGUUUUCAGUCCAGAAUUGUCGGUCUGUCGUCUCACCAGGUUGAUCAGCGAAGAACAUACAACGGCCUGCCGAAUCAGAGCGAGACGCCACAGAAGCGUCGCCACACUAGCGAUCUACGAUCAAAACGAAAAUACCCCCUAAGAUUUUGGAGCUCGUAGAACGAAGAAGCCAUGCCCAUGCAGUUGCUUGUGAUGCUCCAGCGUCGAAGUUUGAGCUUAACAGUCUGAGUUUGAGCCUAAUAGGGCUUGUUGGUGUUGAGGUCAAAAAAGGCUAACCAAGGGGUUAGUUGUUAAGUUUGUCCCCAUUUUGAUUGUGAUUUUGUCAUAAUUUUUUUUCCAUCUGCCAGCCUGACUGUUCUUCCUUCAAAUUGAUUUAUGUAUUUUCGUUUCCGUUCAACACUACCUAGUACACGACGACACAAGGACGACUUUGCGACAUCCCGCACGACUCGGUGGUCAGGACUAUGAACCACGCUAUAUUUUUUAGACUUUUUCCGCAUCGAAGAUGAAAAGAAGCUGGAACGCUGACAUUUUUGGCAGUACGAGUAAAAAGCACAGG